AUGUUAUUUCCUUUCUUAUCCUUCCUUCCAUCCUUCCUUUCUUCCUUAUUUUCAUUCCAUCCUUUCUUUCAUUCAUUCAUUCCUUUCAUUUAUUUUUUUUCUUUUCUUAGGAAUGUGUUCAUCUUUCAUUAUGUUAUUUCCUUCCUUCAUUCUUUCCUUUCAUUCUUUUCCUUUCUCCCUUUCUACCUUCCUUCCUUCCAUUCAUUCCUUCCUUCCUUUCAUUUUUUUUUCUUAUUUUAUUCUUCAUUUGUUAAUGUUUUUUUCUUCAUUCACAUUGUCUUUCCUAUUUUUCUAAUUUAUUUUUAUAUAUUCGUUAUUUUCUUCUCUUUAUUUCAUUCUUCAAUUUAUAAUUCAUUCAUAUUUAUUCUUUUUUCAUUUUUGAUCAUACUUAUGUUUAUUCUUCUUUCUAUUCUGUUUGUCCCCUCCUCCUUUCAUUUUCUCCUUUUUUUCUCUUAA
Molecule: messenger RNA, 456 nt
Organism: Acanthosepion pharaonis
Lineage: Eukaryota; Metazoa; Mollusca; Cephalopoda; Sepiida; Sepiidae
Source: the annotation of a GenBank genome assembly